Molecule: messenger RNA, 4510 nt
Organism: Parasteatoda tepidariorum (common house spider)
Lineage: Eukaryota; Metazoa; Arthropoda; Arachnida; Araneae; Theridiidae
Biological process (GO): autophagosome-lysosome fusion
Source: RefSeq, a predicted model, not a curated record
UUUGGGGCAGUCAUCUAAGAUUCUUUCUACUCAUCUGUGGUUCAGUUCCGCACUGGGACGGUCAAUGAAAGAAUAAUUCUCAUUUUUUCUUCGCGCUGGAAAAAUCGUUUGCAUUCUUUUUUCCAGUCAAUAAAACAGAAAUGAUCAUUUUUUAACUGUCAAAAUAUAAUCCAAACUUUUUUUUUAAAAAAUUCCAUAUUAGCACAAACUUGCAUAGCAUUAAUUUUUAUUAAAAGUGUCAAAUAUACGCUAUCGUCUUGUCAAAUAAGCAAUUUGCGGUUGUCUGAGUAUUUUGCCGAUGCUCGCAAGCUGUGAAAUUCUUCGCUUUUGUUGGAAUUUACGGAACGUUGUGUUCUUUUUUUCUGAAGCAAAAUGAUAACUCAUAAGAUUCAUGUGAAUAUGUCACGUGAAAUAUAUGGAUGUUGGUUGAUAGUACUAUUUAUUGGAUCCUUACAUGUUUGCAGCGGAGUAAGAGGAAGAGUUAGGAUGCAUGCGUCCAAGGGAUGUGAGUUUCCAGCAAAGUGGACAGGAACUUGGUUCCAGAAAGGAGUCCAUCCUCCAAUUAAGAUACAAAAAGACAUAUUUUCUUUCAAAGGGAAGUGUUUAGCUUCAGAUAGUCAUAUGUUCUAUAUUGAAGACUCGAAGGAAAAGUGUUUCAGAUGUGUUGUGAUAUAUGAAAAACAUCCUAACGUCUUACAGUACAGAGAAACAUAUUGUGAUGUGUAUAGAUCUCUGAAUCAGGCAUGUUCUAUUUUAAACGCAGAUGCUCCUCUUUAUUCUUUAUUCCGAGUCGAUGCUGAUCCUGUGUCAUGUGAGUUGCGGGGACCUUUUACUUUUACCUAUAGCAGGGGACACGGUGAAUGCCAAUAUCCGUUAUCAACAAUUGACUCCUGUACAGAUGAUUCUCAUCUUCUCUUCAGGUUUCAAGCAUGCGCAGAUGUACUCGGAACUGAAAGCAGUGUGGAAGAAUUGACGUGUACAGCAGUGUGGAAAGAAGGCUCAGCACAUUAUUUAGUCGGGAAAAUAUCGACGAGGAAAAGCUAUAAACAGUCUUUUACUGAUGAAAAUGCAUACAGAUGUUUUGUGUUCGAUUACCUAACUGAAAAAGGAGUUAUUCAGAUGUCGCAGUCAGCUGACGCAACAUGUGACGGCCUUGUCUCGCCAUGGGAGGGUUCUCGCACUAUGCGGCUUACCAAGAGUAAACAUCCAAUAAGUGGAUGUCAAUUUCCAUCUUGGGUAACAUCCAAUCACAAAUGGCACACAUUGGAUGGAAAAACAACCUAUACAUUUGGACAUAAAAAUAAUUCAUUUAAAAUCUCCAACUCGAAGCAAGAUCAAGAAGACACCAAGUUUAUAUGCAUAGAGCACGUUUCGAACACAGCUAAUUCCACUACUCUUGUUGGAUACAGCUCUUCCGGAUGUAAAAAUGGAUAUGUUUGCAUGACAUUUUUCCGAAGACACAAGCAUAUCAUUGAAAUCCAAUUCGGUGAAUUGGGAAGAAGUACGCAGGAAGCUUGUUACUCGGUGUUUUCCUCAACUACAAGUCAGGAUUUUGUAACUCUAGUUGGUCGAACAGUUCCCACAUCUGGUUGUCCCCAACUAAUAGAGACGAGUGAAAUCAGAGUGCAUGUGGUACACGAAGCCUCAGCAUCUUUCAAACCAGAUUUUUGCAGAGACCAUGCAAUAAAAAUAGCUGGUUGCCGAUCCCAGAAUAGGUUAGAGUUCUUCAUUAGCUGUGCAUCAUUUACCGAUGUUAAAAGUUUCCACUGUCAUGGCUCUUGGGAAGAAAAUGGAAGGAACUAUCUUGUAACUGGAUUACGGAACAGCGGAUAUAAAUACUGCUUUGUAUACUGGAACAAAGAUAAAACAGCGCAUUUGUCAGGAGUUCAUGAUACUUGCCGCAGAAGCAUCGAACAGACAUUCACUGAGAAUCUAUCUUUUAACAUAUCAUCAACAGGUAUUUGUGACAGUCUUCUUAGCAGUCAACCUGUCUUAGUGACGUCAUUAUCGACUAUGAUGACGUGUCUUCUCGCUAUUGCCAUUGUAUUUUGUAGACCAAUCAGGUGAUAAUUGCCUAGGAACGAAAAUGAUUUAUGAUUCGUCAGUGCCUGGAUGGAAAUAGAUGAGAUAUUGAAUCUUUGUGGACCAGGCCUACUCUCUAAAGAUGCGUUAACUUGCAUUCGUGAUGUUCAUUCUAGUCCGCUUUCUUACCAGUUGAUUGCGAAGCCGUCCGUCAUCCUCUGAGGAAGUAUCAGUGUGAUUUUAAGCGUUUAAAUAACUAGUAAGGCAUGCGCUAUGCAGAAUUAAGAUAGCAAUGGAGAACUAGUUGUGAUUGUGUAUAUAUAGAAAGUAGUGUAUUAAGGUGAAAAACAUUGAUGAAGAAUUGGCUAUUUGGUAAAAUAUUUAUAAAAAAUAAAAAUAAAAAUUAUAUUCAAAAUAUAUUUUUGUUUUUACCUUUUAGAAUGAGUUUAGGUGUUACUUCAUACAAAUAAUGAAAUGAUUUUGAAUUUACAAAUGCAAUUUGAAAAUCCAACUAACAUAUAUACUUACCGAUUAAAAACCUAAUUUUUUCAAUCUGAAUGAAACUUAGAAAUUAUUUUCAAUAAUUGUUUCAUAAUAUAAUAAGUAAUAAAUCAAUAAAACUAGUUUGAUCAAAUCUAUAAAAAUAAAACUGCAUAUUUUAUCAAACGUUUGUGUUAGAAAGCAUUAGAUUCAAAAUAAUGCCUGCAAUGAAUUUUAUUUCUAAAACAAUAGAAAAUAUGUUUAUGAAACCAAAUCAGCAGAAAUUGUUUUAAAGUAUUUUUUAAACUUUAUUUAAUGUAAUUAAUAAGUUUUUAAAUCUUUUUUUGUGUAAGAAUAGGAUUUGGGUAUUUAAACGAAAAAAUUGUAAAUUUUAUGAGGAUUUAUCAUAUUUAAAUUUUUCAGAGAAAUAUCGAGCAAAUUUUAUUUAUGAAGAAAAAACAGAAAUAAUUCAUCUACUUAAUGAUAAUUUAAUUUAAAGCAAUUUUGAAUAUUUCAAAUGAUACGACAAACCUUAUGAUAAAUAAUUUUUUGCUGCCUCAAUUUAGUAUUAUGUUUAAAAGUGUGAAUAAAAUUUGUUCAUUAUUUGAAAAACUCAAAAAUUUCUGAAAAAGUCGUUCAACUAAAAAACUUGUUAAUCAUUCUUCAGAUUUUUUUAAAUUUUUUUUUAUUUAAAAUGAAAUUUGUCUAAGAGUCAAAAAGUAAGACCUUAACAGAAAGAAAAUAAUUAAGUUCUGUUUUUUAUACUUGAAGGAAAAAUUACAUAAAAUGCAAAAGUUAUUCUAACUUUAAGGCAAAAAAUAAAUAAGUAAAAACUGGUUAAUUAAUAAAGUAAUAACUGUUUACCAUUUAACCAGAUUUAAAACUUGACAAACAAUGCUUACGUUUUUUGGGAAGAAGUGCCGUAGAGGCGUUUUUAUCCCUAAUUGGAUACCGUUCGAUUUAAUUUCAGCCAUGAAAAAUCUAUUGUCAUGAGUUUACUAUUUAUAAUGUAUUACGACUUUAUCAAGCCCAGGUCAUCGUCAUCUUCAACAAGAAAACCGCGAAAAAAUCUGUAGCUGAACAUUAUCAAAAGCUUUAAAUACUAAAAAAAUGUAGUUAUUGUUUUUAAUUUUGAUUGGAAACUAUAUUUGGUGAAAUAUUUUUACCAAAAAUUAUAACAUUUAAUAUUUUGUUAGGGAAUGUACUUGUAAAGUCAGGCAGGUUCGGAUUUAUUUUUAAUCUUUCGUAACUUAAUCGUCCGUAAUUAAUGAUGAUGUUUUUUUAUUAUUAUUUUUUACUCAAAUACAAAUACUAUUUAUAUACUUAUUAUUUUUAACUCAAAUAAAUAAAAUUUUAUUGCUUUCUCAAUCAUUUAAAAGUAAUUGCUAUUUAAGUCAGAUUGUAAUAAGUGCAUAUUAUAAAAAUUAAAAAUUCAAACAUAUGUUUUUGCAGCGAACGUAUAUUUAUAUAGUUUUUAUUUACUCUCUUAAAAGAUUUAAUUGUUUUAUUUUGAAACUUGCAGUAGGGUACAAGAUUACACAUUCAUAAAAGGUUUUGAAAUAAUAAUUUAACUUCCGUUAUAUGGUACUUCAUUAAAUCUUUCUUUUUAAUCAAGCAUAACUGGUUUACGCAAAAGCGGACUAGAUGACUCUACAGAGAAGGAUUGAAAUUCAUCAAAUAUAUUAUUAAAAAUGUUUCCUCGAUAAUUAAGUCUGUGUUAAAAUAAAUUAUGAGAUGUUAGUUGAUUUGUCUUACUCCUUAUUUGACUUUUGAAAAGGCUCUAACAUAAAUAUCUUGUUAAAGAGAUUGUUCGAGAAAUUUCAAUACAUAAAUGUUAUUUAUUUACCGAUUAGCAAUCAGCAGUUCAUUUUGGUGAAAUGCAUUGACUUGAGCCCCCUCUUGUAUAUAUGUAAGCAUCAUACAAAUAUAUUUUGUGGAAUUUAAAAAUUGAAGAAUACAACUUAUAUUAAUGUCAACUUAAGAUGAAAAUAAAGUGUUGAAAACUUGA